This is a messenger RNA of Neolamprologus brichardi, 8258 nucleotides long. RefSeq names its product IQ motif and Sec7 domain ArfGEF 2b (gene iqsec2b). NCBI's taxonomy places the organism in Eukaryota, Metazoa, Chordata, Actinopteri, Cichliformes, Cichlidae. Gene Ontology annotation, biological process: regulation of ARF protein signal transduction; actin cytoskeleton organization. Gene Ontology annotation, molecular function: guanyl-nucleotide exchange factor activity. The record is from RefSeq and is a predicted model, not a curated record.
UGAGCUCCAGAGGAAAAGGCGCACGCAACGCUGCGGUUCAGACGCUCAAGGAGCGAAAUCCUCUCUGUUUCUGCGCCACCUCACAGGAGACUCAGCGCUACUCUCCUGCAUGGAUUACCGACCUGCUGCCACUGAGAGUCAGAUAAGUAGGAAAGGACGCUCCCUGUUCUUUUCGACCAAUUUCAGAUUUUUUUUACGCCAGCGGCAAAAACAAAAGUACAGUUUUAAGAUUAGAAACAGUCAUUAAGACUUUAGGACCUCAGAAUCUUGCGGUUAGGUUUUAGCCUUUAAGAGGUGACAAGUUUUAUCUUGAAGAUCAGUAUUUAUGAGUGCAUGACGAGGAGGUAAAGUGCAUUUUUCUUGGAUGAAAAGGCGAGACAGAUACUGGGAUCUAGUUUGAUUUUUUGUUUUGUUUUGUUGUGUUUUUUGUUUUGUUGUGGUUUUUAAUAACGGGAUGUAGUUUUGGCGAACCAAAGAGGAGGAUUCGGACUUCAAGAAUGAACUUCGUAAACCACCUCUACUCACUCUCUGUGCUUUAAAGACACAUCAAAUCAUGGGUUGAAAGCGACGAUGACAGACUGCGGGGAUAUUCAACGUGGGAAGGAGCAGAUUUUUCUGUGUUAUGUAAUGAUUGACAGCGCCUGAUAAUUAGUGGUAGAUCAAAACUAGCAUAUCCCCCCUCUCCCCCACCCCCUUUCCCCCUAUAUAUCGAUGAAAACAUAAAGUGUUUUUUUGUUUUUGUUUUUUAAUUAACCAAAAGCUGAUGCCAGAGCUUUUAAAGUUAAUGAGCAGUGUAUGUCACAGGUCAGUGGAUAAAUUCAUAUUCUACUUAUACUUUUUCUCUAUCAAUCAUCGAAGCAAGUUCAUUAUCAAACUCUGAAAAGCUUAAAUUACACCAGACCUAUGCGUGUCACUCCCUCCGCCUGGAAGUCUGUUUUUAAACAUUUCUUUUUAGUAAAUUAACAUUAAUCAUGACACCCCAAACUCUUUACCUGCUACGUGUCGAUUUCAAAAUGCCUGGGACUUCACGAACUCAGACACUCAACAGUGCCAUGAACUUUUUUUUUAGCUUUAAAUUCUCUUCUUGGCUUUGUGACGUUUUCAAUGGCUACUAAGAUGUUAUAAUGGUAAAUUUUGCCCUCAUGUUUGGGGAUAUGUAGUCGCUAUGACAUUCUCAAUAUCUUAAUAUCUGUGACUUCCUGUUUCUGAACAUCUGAAGCCUAUAGUUAAUCUUCACCACAGCCUUUCUUGGUCCCUCCCUCCCCCCAACUCAUCAGGGCUGGUGGGGAGGGUGGAUCUCUGCCCCACGGGGUAGAACCUGUGGCUGGUGGUGGUCGUACCCCGAGAGGAAGGGCUCCCACCAUGGAUACCAGCCCAGAGAGCCCAAACCGGGCAGUGGAGUACCUCCUGGAGCUCAACAACAUCAUUGAGAGCCAGGCCAAGCUCCUGGAGACGCAGCGCAGGCGCAUCGAGGAACUGGAGGGCCAGCUAGACCGGGUCAGCCAAGAGAACCAGGACCUGAGGCAGGAACGCAGCCCGCGUACCCCUGGAACGGACACCCCCGAGCAAAACUACAACCACAACCAGCCCCUGUCACUGCCCAUCCAUCAUGGCAGCGGUGCUGGUGGCAGCGGUGGCAGCGGGGAUGGUAGCACCUCAACAACUCAGGUGAUAUCCGGAUCAGCUACAACUCCAGCGCCCGGCAGGGAGAGGAGGACCCACACCAGGCUGACGCGAGGUCUCUCCUGCGGCUCCUCCACCACAGACCGGCUUGAACGCACUGACAGCACAGACACCAACACCAGUUCCACCUUGCGCCGAAAUGUGGAAGGGGAAUCCCAGUGUCCAGAAACGGGCACCCACAAAGACACCUCGUUCAGCCAGACGCCUUACCUUCGAGGCUCAGAGCGCUACAGUGACAGCAGCAGCAACGCUCCCUCCGGUUCCAGGGGCCCUUCAUGCGUUACAGCUUCCAGCUCAGCCAGCUUGGCCUGGGCGUUGCGAACACGCCACCAACCUGCAAGUUUGGCUCUUCGCAAGCAAGAAGAAGAGGAGAACAAGAGAUGCAAGGCUCUUUCAGACAGCUAUGAACUAUCGACAGAUCUGCAGGAUAAGAAGGUGGAGAUGUUGGAGAGAAAAUAUGGUGGCUCCUUUGUAAGUCGCAGAGCAGCAAAGACCAUUCAGACAGCCUUCAGACAGUAUCGCAUGAACAAAAACUUUGAGCGCCUCAGAAGCUCAGCUUCAGAGAGCCGCAUGACGCGCCGCAUCAUCCUGUCCAACAUGAGACUGCAGUAUUCGUUUGAUGAGCGCCAGCCUCAGCAGCAGGCCCAGACACAAACAAACUUCACCCACAGUGUGGCCGUGGGGCCUCCUCACUCUCCUGAUCCAGACCGCACAGGAGACUACACCCACUUAGAGGACUCCUUCUCCAAGCAGGUUAAAUCCUUAGCUGACUCCAUAGAUGAUGCCCUUACCUGCCGUGCAGGUCGCGAUGACUCCCAGGAGGGCAGCAAGGAGGGUGGAGGGAUUAGUGAAGACUUUGGGGAGUGUGUGUGGAGCAGCAGCAGCAACCCAUCUUCCCAAAGAGGUUUGGGAGAAAGAGGCAGGGGUGCUGGAGGAGGACUCAGUAUGCAUGGUGACAGUACAGCUACUUCAUACAGUGAUGUCACCCUUUAUAUGGAUGAUGGUAUGCCAUCCUCCCCUCUGUCCCUUGACCGGGCACCUAGCAGCACAGAUACAGAGUACUGGGGUCCUAGUGGCGGUGUGGGAGGGCGAGAGGACAGCAGGGACACUGAGGGAGGCGGCAGCAGUAACAGUCGGCGAAGCACCCCGUGUACAGAGUGUAGAGACUAUCGUCUCAGAGGUGCACACCUGCCUCUCCUCACUAUUGAGCCGCCCAGCGACAGCUCAGUGGACAUGAGUGAUCGUUCAGACCGAGGCUCUCUGAGCAGAACGCUGGUCUUUGAGCAGGAGCCAGGUGUGGGUGCAGGUUCCCCUCAGGGAACCCUCAAACACUCCCCCAACACAGGUCCUCGAACCACCUCCACAGCAGCUGCGCAGGGCCAGACUCGAGCUCCUGGCAGACCCAUACCCACACAUAUCCCGCACCAGGUGGCAGCCCACCACCACCAUCACCACCACCCCAUACACCACCAUCAGUACCCUGACACACCUUCAUCAUCCUCGUCCCCACAGCAGCCUCCUACCACCCCUCUGUCGUCGUCCUCCUCUACAGCUCUGCCCCCUGGGGGCCUGGAGCAGCCGUGCUGCUCCGAUGGAGACAACGAUUCACUCAACUCCACGACCAACUCUAAUGAGACAGUCAACUGCAGCUCAGGCUCCUCAUCUCAGGACAGCCUGCGGGAGCCUCUGCCUCCUCUGGGCAAGCAGACAUACCAGAGGGAGAGCCGCCAUAGCUGGGACUCGCCCCCCUUCAACAGUGACGUGGUGCAGAGACGCCAGUACCGUAUUGGUCUUAAUCUAUUUAACAAGAAACCAGAGAAGGGGAUCCAGUACCUGAUAGAAAGAGGUUUUGUGUCUGACACUCCUGUUGGCAUUGCUCGCUUCAUUCUGGAGAGAAAGGGUCUCAGCAGGCAGAUGAUUGGAGAAUUUCUGGGAAACCGACAGAAACAAUUCAACAAAGAUGUUUUAGACUGUGUGGUGGAUGAGAUGGACUUCUCAGGCAUGGACAUCGAUGAUGCUCUGAGGAAGUUCCAGGCACAGAUUAAAGUUCAAGGAGAAGCCCAAAAAGUAGAGCGGCUUAUAGAGGCAUUCAGUCAGAGAUACUGUGUGUGUAAUCCGACCCUGGUUCGACAGUUCCAGAAUCCCGACACCAUCUUCAUCUUGGCCUUCGCCAUAAUCCUCCUCAACACAGAUAUGUACAGUCCCAAUGUCAAACCCGAGAGGAAAAUGAAACUAGAGGAUUUCAUCAAGAAUUUGAGAGGUGUAGACAAUGGCCAGGACAUACCUAGAGACCUGCUGGUUGGGAUCUACCAGAGAAUACAGAAAUGGGAGCUAAGGACCAAUGAUGACCACGUGUCCCAAGUACAGGCAGUGGAAAGAGUCAUUGUGGGCAAGAAGCCUGUGCUGUCCCUUCCCCAUCGUAGACUGGUGUGUUGCUGCCAGCUCUAUGAGGUGCCUGACCCUAACAGACCUCAGAGGACAGGAGUGCACCAGCGGGAGGUCUUUCUCUUUAAUGACCUGCUCGUGGUGACAAAAAUCUUCCAGAAGAAGAAAACCUCAGUGACUUAUAGUUUCAGACAAUCUUUCCCUUUGGUUGAGAUGCAAGUGCACAUGUUCCAGAACUCAUACUACCCUCAUGGCAUCCGUCUGACCUCAGCAGUCCUGGGUGGAGAGAGGAAGGUUCUUAUUGUGUUUAUGGCACCCAGUCAGCAAGACCGCACCCGCUUUGUUAGCGACCUCAGGGAGAGUAUUGCUGAAGUGCAAGAAAUGGAGAAAUACAGAGUUGAAUCGGAACUGGAGAAACAGAAAGGUGUGAUGCGGCCCAGCUUGCUAACUGGAGGUGUGGUUGGAGGAGGCGUAGGUGUGAAGAGCGAUGUUGUGAAUGGCACCUUGGGAAGAACGAGUUUUGAUGACAAUUGCUCAGUUGGUGAGGGUCUCAAACGCACAGCGCUCAGCUCUUCUCUCAGGGACCUAUCGGACACAGGGAAACGUGGUCGCAGGAACAGUGUUGGUUCUCUGGACAGUACAAUGGAAGGCUCCAUCAUUAGCAGCCCACAGCCUCACCAGCGCUAUCCACUGCCAGGUGUGCUUCCUGGUUGCUAUGGAACAGAAGACUUCCGGCCUCAUCGCCCCAUCCUGAGCCCCGGGACGGGGGUGGGGGGUGGGCCGGGGCAGCAACAUACCACUGCUGGGACAGGAGCUGGGGGAGUCUCCAGCAGUGCAGAGAGAGCAGGAGCGGGGAGCGGCCCUGGGGGGAGCAGCAACAACAACAGCGGUUCCUUCCUGGGUUCCCUAUUCGGCAGCAAACGCGCCAAACCACCAGGGCCCCUUAUUCCACCGGGACCACCCUACCCCGCACCUGUCCCCCCACCGACUACGGGAGGGCCCCCUCCUCACUCCCCUUCAUCUCUAUGCCAAUUGGAAGGGGGGGCUACCAAGCUCCAGGCACUUCACGCACAAUACUGUCACGCGGGCACCGUGCAGCCGCCACCACCUUACUACCAUCACCAUCGCUACCAUGUCCAAACUGUCCCUCCUCCUUUGCCAGGAGUGCCCCCUCAUACUAUACAGAGAGGCCCUCUACCCUGUCGUCCACCGCUUGGCCCACCGCACGCCCAGCACCCGCAGCUGGCCCAUCUCUCCCAGCUCUCCCAGCAUGGGCUUCCGGGUCGUUACGCCAACAUGGUGGUGGGAUGUCCCCCACCCCUUUCUCCUCUCUCCCAACAUUCCCAGAACCAACAGUUCGCCCUCUACCACGUGCAGCCCACACACUCUGUCAGAGGGGCCGGCGGCCCUGGUACCAAACCUCCACUAACCUUGUCAUUCUCCCACCCCCACGCACACUCCCAAACCCACCCAGGACACGCGCACACACCACACCCAGUCAGCCACAGCACCCACCAAACACACUUCAUAUUCGGCACUCUGCCCCACAAUCUACCAUCCGCUACCGUCAAUGCGCAUCACGCAGCCUCCGCCGGCCCGUAUCUGCCCCAGUACCCUCCUCUUUCUUCUAUCCCCCCUCCCCCACCACACUCCCCUUUACCCCCCCCUUCGUCCCCCCUUACCCCUCUUACACCUCUCUCCCCUCACCCCCCCCAGCACCCCGGGCAGCCUCAGCAGGGGCCGCAGGUGACAGGGGCUGGAGCGACCGGUACAGGGGGCAGCUCCAAAUCCAAGCCUAUCAACCGGAUAAGUACCGUAGUGUGAGCAGGAUGUGGGGCUCCAGAGUUCAAAGGUCAGAUGAUAGAUUGGAGGAGAUGGGCAGAGCUAGGCCUAGAACCAAAUCUGCCAGGACAGAAAGUAACAGCAGCAGCGCCACUGAGAAGAGGAAACGAAGUUUGCUCCGUCUCUGUUACUUUCACCUCCGUUUUCCACAUAUGUAGACGGAGACAGAAAGCACAAUUAGAGUUAAACGACACGGCCUGUGGACGCAUCCUUGAAACCUGAACCGGCACCACAGAAACACACACGCGUGCAACAUUACACAAAAACACACACCACACGUUUCCCCACACACAAUCAGAGAAGUCUAUAGCCAUAUAUUUAAGAUGAAACUAAAUCUAUAUCUAGAUAUAUUGCCUCAGUUUUAAUUGUUUGGAGUCUAGUUGAGUCUGUAUGAGACUAUUUACAUGUACAGUACAAAGAUGUGAUAAUGUGGCACUGGGAAACUGGAGACCAUAGGUAUCCACCUGCUUACGUGGGCAUGUAAAUAAGGACUGAACCACCAAAUGUAUUCCAGCGGAGUUUGGCAUUAAAAACUGCCCCUUGACUUUGCAAUAAUUUACUUGGCUUCAUGAUGUCUCUGUUCAUUCUUGCAGGUUACGCUUUGCUGACAGGCAUCUUUUUUUUUUUCUAAAAGAAGACCUCAGAUAUGUUGCUUUGUCUAAAACUUCUAAAACCAGUGCACAGUUUUCUGACAGUCUUUUGCUUAUUGGUCUUUCACACGUCAACAGAUGUCACCGGGCUUUCUAAUGCAACGUGGGGUAUGGGAAUCAAUGAGACAAAUAAUAAUAUAUUUUGAAUGUUUAUGAAGCUUCUUGCUGUUUUAUAGAUAUUAUAAUAUACCUGCCAUGAGUAUGAUGAAUAUUGUCCAAUAAUUGUUUUGAUCAGUGAGUAAUUAUAUCAGCAGAUGUUUGUACAUGGUUUUAGAGAGUAUAUUCACAUAGAGAUUCCCUCACUUUGCCAUAUCCAGUUGAGGGUAUUCAGAUAUGUGAAGUGUGAGUUCUUUUCAUAGUACCAUGGUUUUAUUCAGUUCAUCUUUUAAUGAUUAGUAUUAUUGACUGUUCAGGAUAAAGAAGGAGGUUUAGUUUUUGUUCAAAUCGAUUUGAACAUUUACACCAUUCCUCUUUUUUUCCUGUUCUGUUUGCAAACAGGGCCACAACCUCUUGAAUGGUGUGACUUGACAAAAACUUGAAUCUACAGAAUGAAUCUCAGUUAGUGUUUCCUUAUUUUUUUUUCUUUUCUUAUGACUCUCCCAGUAUUUUAAAAGGCUUAAUUAUGAUCGUAAAAAUUGGUGAAUUUUUCAUACAGGGUGCAUACGCAGUGCCCCAUAUCGCGCUCAUCAAAUUUAUUCAUUGUGUGUUUUUUUGUUUUGAAACAAGCACGCUUUUACAUGAAGUUUUGUGGUUUUUGCACACGUGAUGUCUUAAGUCAGAAAUGGCCUUCUUCUAAUCCUCCCUCUCCUGCUACUUUCAGAAAUCUCUGCUACCGUUUUCUGAUGCCUUGGCAUCUUGCUGAGGGCUUCUUGUUAGAAACCAUAACAAGAGUCAAGAAUGUAAAAUAGCCUACAGGUGCAUACUGUAUUUCCUGUUCUUUUUUUUUUUCCUUCUCUGUGGGCCUCGUGUUAGUGUCAUUCCUUUUGCUACUGCAGAUUUUGAAGUAAAAAUUGAGCACUGAUGUAGAUUACCUUCAGUGCCACUGAUUACAAAGGAAAAACUGCGUGUAUAAUCGGAUUCAGACGUGAAUAUUUGAGCAAGGGAAGUAUAAAAAUGCAGGUGACGUAAGCUACAGGAAGAAUAUGCCAAAUUUCUGGAUGAUCUGAAUCAUCAAAAGUAGGUUUUAAGAAGUUUUGGAGAGAGUCGGGAGUAUUAAAUGAAGAAUUUUAUAAGUAUGUGUUGGCUACUUUUUUCUUUAUGGUGUCCUUUUUGACUCUAUUUGCAUGAAUAUAUCUGCACUUAUUGAAUAGAUUGUACUGUAUAAACCUGAAUGUACAUAUUAUAAUAUACAUAGGCUUCUUAUCUUAACUAUGGGAUGAACUGCUCCCAUUCUGUAUUCAGGUGCGUGCAUGUGAGUGCCACUAAGUAUGUACAUAAAAAACAGGGAUAUGAGAUGUUGGCCAAAAGGAAUAUCAACUUCUUUUUCUUUUCUUAUCAUUUCAGACUAAGGGUGAGAGAAUGAGUUAACGUGAUUUAAAUUAAAGCCUAAAAAAAGUUUAUAUGUCAGUUCACUUAUGGAUAUUAUUUUAAGGAAACAAUUUUGUUUUUUUCUGUGUAUGUACUAUGUGUACUGAAAGAAUAGAGAAUUGAGAUGUGAAUAUUUAUUGCUUCUGAUACAUUAAAGUGUCCUUGCAGUGA